CCCCCAGGGGUCUCUCCUCUCACCCCCUCCGCCUGCCAGCCAUCCGGUCCCCACCCUGGUGACAUCCUCCUCUCACUCCGAGUGGGAUGGAGUAGGGAAUCUGGGGAGGGGGCUGGCUGAGAGUGGUCAGGGCAGCUCCAGCCCUUUGUGGCCCCUCCCCUCCCAUGGGGCCAUCCAGUCCCUUCCUUAGGGCUGCUCUUCCUAUGGCCUCUGACCCCCUCCUUCUUAGGCUGCAUUGCGGGCGCACCCAGUGCCCAUUAAGUCCCUUUCCCAAACCUCCAAGGAGAAGGGGCGUGGGAGGAGGAGAAGAACAGGGAACUGGAAAGGGUGGUGAGAAAUAAAGACACCAGACAGAGGGAUACACACACACACACAGAGGCCAACAGACAGAAACUGAGAGCCUGAAACAGAGACAGAGAGAAACAGAGACCAAGAGACAGAAAGAAAUAAAGACGGACAGAGAGUGGGAAAGAGACUAACUCACUGAGUCAGAAAUACAAAAAGAGAGAGAGACAGAAAAGGAAAGAGAAAUAGACAGAAAAUUAGACACCAAAGCAAUACAGGAAGAAAGACAGGCUGAGAGAGACUGAGAAAGGAGAGACAAGGCGGGACAGAGUGUGCCAGCUGGCGGAAUGGAGGGUCGCCUGGCACGCCAGAGGUAGUGGCCCCAGCCCGCUGAGCCGGGUAGGCAGAGAGAAGCCGGAGCCUCAGCAGGGGUGAGGGGGCAUGGGAGGGGCGGGCGUGCUGCUGCUGCUGCUGCUGGCUGGAGCUGGCGUGGGGGUGGCCUGGAGACCACCAAAGGGAAAGUGUCCUCUGAGCUGCUCCUGCUCCAAGGAUAGUGCCCUGUGUGAGGGCUCUCCGGACCUGCCCGAGAACUUCUCCCCAACCCUGCUGUCACUCUCAUUCGUUAGGACUGGAGUCACCCAACUGAAGGCCGGCAGCUUCCUGAGGGUGCCCACGCUGCACCUGCUCCUCUUCACAUCCAACUCCUUCUCCGUGAUUGAGGACGAUGCAUUUGCGGGUCUGUCCCACCUGCAGUACCUCUUCAUUGAGGACAAUAAGAUUGGCUCCAUCUCUAAGAACGCUCUCAGAGGACUCCGCUCACUCACACACCUGAGCCUGGCCAAUAAUAACCUCGAGACCCUCCCCAGAUUUCUCUUCCGAGGCCUGGAGACCCUAACUCACGUGGACCUCCGCGGGAACCCGUUCCAGUGUGACUGCCGUGUCCUCUGGCUGCUGCAGUGGACGCCCACCGUGAAUGCCAGCGUGGGGACGGGGGCCUGCGCCGGCCCCCCUGCUCUGGCCCACAUGCAGCUGCGCCACCUCGACCCCAAGACGUUCAAGUGCAGAGCCAUAGAGCUGUCCUGGUUCCAGACGGUUGGGGAGUCAGCACUGGGCGUGGAGUCUUUCUCCUACCAGGGGGAGCCCCACAUCGUCCUGGCGCAGCCCUUUGCGGGCCGCUGCCUGAUCCUCACCUGGGACUACAGCCUACAGCGCUUCCGGCCUGAAGAAGAGCUGUCCGCGCCCUCGGUGGUGUCCUGCAAGCCACUGGUGCUGGGCCUGCGCCUCUUCGUGCUGGCCGCCCGCCUGUGGGGGGGCUCGCAGCUGUGGGCUCGGCCCAGCCCUGGCCUGCGCCUCGCCCCCACGCAGGCCCUGGCCCCGCGGCGCCUGCUGCGGCCCAACGACGCUGAGCUCCUGUGGCUGGACGGGCAGCCCUGCUUCGUGGUGGCUGACGCCUCCAAGGCAGGCAGCACCACGCUGCUGUGCCAGGAUGGGCCCGGCUUCUACCCCCGCCAGAGCCUGCACGCCUGGCAUCGGGACACGGACGCCGAGGCCCUGGAGCUGGACGGCCGGCCCCAUCUGCUGCUGGCCUCCGCCUCCCAGCGGCCCGUGCUCUUCCAGUGGCUCGGCGGCCACUUCGAGAGGCGCACGGACAUCCCCGAGGCUGAGGACGUCUAUGCCACACGCCAUUUCCAGGCCGGGGGUGAUGUGUUCCUGUGCCUGACACGCUACAUCGGGGACUCCAUGGUCAUGCGCUGGGAUGGCUCCAUGUUCCGCCUCCUGCAGCAACUUCCCUCACGUGGUGCCCACGUCUUCCAGCCACUGCUCAUCGCCAGGGACCAGCUGGCCAUCCUGGGCAGCGACUUCGCUUUCAGCCAGGUCUUUCGCCUUGAGCCUGACAAGGGGCUCCUGGAACCUCUACAGGAGCUGGGGCCCCCAGCCUUGGUGGCCCCUCGUGCCUUUGCUCACAUCACCAUAGCCGGCAGACGCUUCCUCUUUGCCGCUUGCUUCAAAGGCCCCACACAGAUCUACCAGCAUCACGAGUUAGACCUCAGUGCCUGAGACCCCACAGGACCUUGGUCAUGGCCGGGAGGGCCUUAGGGGGCACUGACUGGCACAGAGAGUCCCAGGCCUCUGGAUACCCACUUGACGGGGAGCCUGGAAGGGCUUGUGAGAGCGGAUGGAGUUUUCUCCCCAAGACACCGGCCUCCUGGCCCUACUCGGGCUGAUGCUACCUGUGAGGUCCUGACCAGAGGCCAAAUUCAAGGCAAGAGCUGUCCUUCCAGUCUUUAAGCAACAUCUCAGCUGGAGGCUCAUGUCCCCACUAGAGAUGACUUGGUAGCUCAGGCUGGGGCGCUGCAAGGAGCCAGGAUACAAUAGUCAUGGUGGGGAUAAUGUGCAGAACUCCUUGCGGUCUGGAAGUGCGCCCCCUCAACCCACUCCCACCGUUUCUGCUCCCUGAGAAAGUACUGAGGAAGAGACAGCUUUCCUUUCCCUCUAAACUCAAUCCGGCCAAUCGCUUUGGUGCCCGCCUCCGUGACGUCAUCAGUCGCUGGGCCGGUUUCCCAGCCGGGCUUGCUAACUUCCUCUGCUGCUUGUGCGCAUGCCUGCUGCCCAGGCGGAAGACCAGCAUGUUGGCCCUCUUGCGCAUGCGCGGGAAAUAGGUGGGAAAGUGGGAAAUAGGUAGGAAAGCAGGAGCUGUUGUGGGGAGCCCAGCUGCACAUAUCCGAUGAGGGACAGGGGAGAGGAGAGAAAGUGUAUGAGCUCAAUAAACACGCUGUGCAGCUGCCCCGCUCGUUGUUGUGGGAUCUUUGGGAGAGAAUAACAAGGGGGAGGAAUGGUGUCCCAGAAGCAGUAUUGGGGUGGGGGUUGCCCCAGGGGUGCAUUUUGUCUGCCCUGGUGCGCUCACGCUUGCCCGAUGCGUGUGGGCUCGUGGGUUGUGGGGGAGAGGCUUAUGGGAUGUUUGAGAGAUAUAAGGGCAUUGGUAGGGGACAAGUCUCUGGUUUAUUCUGGGUUUCUUCUUCAGGACAUGACUCAGUGCAUCGUAGGAGAUAGUUUUGGGUGUUUUAGAGGGUUUUAGGCAUUUUAUAGAGUGGCCCUUCGUUGCAUUUUGGAGAUCUUACUGGGUACUGGGGAGUCUCAAGGGAGUUUGAGGCUCCUUGGAAGUUCUCACACUGCUAUAUAUUAUUAAGAGUGUCAUGAGGAAUUAUUUAAAGGUCUCAGAGGGACGCUUGGGUAUUAGGAAGGGUUUUCUAUGAUAGAGUGGGGUCUUGGGGGUGAGUGGGAGGGUCAUGGGGGUCUUACCAUUAAAAUCAUAAUGUAUCUGACUAAUCAUACUGUGGUAGUAAGAUCCACAUCCUUGUUUUCCCAGGAUGGUCUCAGUGUCCACUGGAAUAUCCCAGCAUUCCAUCUGGCUAGAGCCCUCGUUCAUUCCCCAAAGCAUCCGCCGUUUGGCUACCAGAAAAUUUUAAAUUGCCGUUGUGGUUCCCCUAGCCUUGGGGGUAGAGGGCGGGCCUCAAGCCAUCCAGCAGGCCUUGAACUUUUCCCAGCAAAGAGAUUUAGCUGCCAGCU
Molecule: messenger RNA, 3852 nt
Organism: Mustela erminea (ermine)
Lineage: Eukaryota; Metazoa; Chordata; Mammalia; Carnivora; Mustelidae
Gene: LGI4
Product: leucine rich repeat LGI family member 4
Exons: 9
Coding region: 727-2343 (538 amino acids)
Biological process (GO): neuron maturation; myelination in peripheral nervous system
Molecular function (GO): protein binding
Source: RefSeq, a predicted model, not a curated record